AUGAAUUUCACACUUUCUCCCACGCCCUCGUCCGUCUCGAAACCAGGCUCUCCGCCAGACAACCCUGCGAGGAUCACUGGAUGGUCAGCCUACCUUGCCUGCCCCGGUCCGACGGGGGCUGAACAGGCUCUGAGCGCCACCCACUCACAAUGCCCAGAGAUAAGACCACGUCGGAUUGGUUCCAUCAAAAAGUUGCGAAUGAUUGGGAUGAGCAAGGAUGACUGGUCCUAUAACCAACAUCUUCCAUGCAACUACUGCAACCUCGAACGCGCCAGGAAUCGCUGGGGUCCGGCAUCCAGCUUCCCGAUCGUCCCAAGACAGGCCGACCUGUCUGUCUGUCAGUCAUCUGUGUCACUCGACGGGCACUAG
Messenger RNA from Pyricularia oryzae 70-15, 369 nucleotides. RefSeq lists its product as uncharacterized. The coding region runs from base 1 to 369 and encodes 122 amino acids. The record is from RefSeq and is a predicted model, not a curated record. NCBI's taxonomy places the organism in Eukaryota, Fungi, Ascomycota, Sordariomycetes, Magnaporthales, Pyriculariaceae. The transcript is spliced from 3 exons.